This is a messenger RNA of Saprolegnia diclina VS20, 430 nucleotides long. RefSeq lists its product as hypothetical. The record is from RefSeq and is a predicted model, not a curated record. The transcript has a single exon. NCBI's taxonomy places the organism in Eukaryota, Oomycota, Saprolegniomycetes, Saprolegniales, Saprolegniaceae. The coding region runs from base 10 to 345 and encodes 111 amino acids.
CAUGGUGUAAUGCUAUUGCUGGGGCUUCAAGCACCUCCCAUUUGUCUUUUGCCCAUGUCCAGCGACGACGCCCUCUGCAAGUACACGUACAAGCCGUGCACGAACCAGCGCGUUAUGAAGCGCAACGGCGCACUCCACCUCCUCUGCGCCUUCCACAGAGACCGAGCCAAUGCGAUCCAAAAGAUCCAUGCCGCCAACAAAAAACUUCGCCAAGCACUCGCAACCAUGGAGCCAAGCGACUUUACCGGCCAUGACGACGGCUUUGACUUGGCGUCGGUCGUCGACAAUGACGAGCUGCAGUACCUCUGCGAGCUCCUCCUGAGCGGCGAGAGCGACGACGAGUAGACCACCGCGAUCGCUGUACACUUCAGGUGUCAUCGGCAUCUGACUUAUUCUUCUAACUUUAAUAUCUAAGUUCGUAUCCUCCAAA